AGAGAAUGUUUUAAGAGCCGGGAGCCAGCGCUCAACGGCUGUCUUUUCUUAUUUUGUAUCUACUACAUUUAAAAAAUAAAAUAAAGUUUAGUAUAAAUAAAGUUGUCAAGGAAAUAAUAAAAGAAAAACAAUAAAAGUUAAGUUAAACAACAAGCUCUCGAGUAUCAACUUAACUUUGUUGACUACAGGGUCAAAGUCGUGCUCUUACAAUACAUUCGGAGCACGUCAAUUAUGGCCUUUUCCAUCGGGAUCAUUUUUAUCGCACUGGCAUCGAUCGCCCACACGUUGCCGACUCCAAUUAAAAUUGGAGCUAUUUUCCAUGAUGGUGAGGAAGCAAACUACGAAGCUAUGAAAAAAGCACUUACGACUAUAAAUGAAGAAAAUGUAGCGCCGAGUUUUAAACUCGAACCGAUCAUAAAAUGGGUAAACUCAAGCACCGACAGCUUCAAGACAUCGCUUGCAGCAUGUAGUCUAGUGGAAGAAGGUGUUGCCGCGAUAUUCGGCCCUGGUAAUCCUCAUACACGCAAUAUUGUCUCGAGUAUCGCAUCGAAAUUUCAAAUUCCUCAUAUUGAGUAUUCAUUCCGGCGUAUGGACGACGUUGAAGAUUCUUAUAAUACCGUUCGCGCUUAUCCCGACAGCGAAAAAAUUUCCGAUGCAUUGGCUGUCAUGCUGGACGCUAUGAGCUGGUCGCAGUACACGAUUUUAUACGAAACAGACGACGGAUUGUCACGACUGCAGAAACUUUUGUGGAAACACGGGCCCAAAGACUCGCCGGUGACAGUCCGUCAACUGAAACCGACAUACGAAAAAUAUUCAAGUGAACCAAACUUCCGGCCGCUGUUGAAAGAAGUCGAAAAAUCGACGGACUUCGAUGUCAUUAUUGAUGCUGAUCCAGUACAUUUUACUACCAUUGUUAAACAAAUGCACGAAGUUAAAUUACUACGUGACUAUUAUAAUUAUUUCAUUACGUCACUGCAUAUAGCAAAGGAAGAAAUGCUUCCUGCACUCAAUGGGACGGAAGCCAAUGUCACAGCAAUACAAAUAAUUGCUGACGAAUCGUAUGAAUUACCGACGGUAGAGAGUGCAGUUCUCUUUGACUCUGUUUUACUUUUCCACGAGGCACUUGAGGUCCUGCAGAAACGUUUGAAGAUCAACGGUCAUCAUCUAUUGACCAUUAAGCCCGAGGCACUUUCCUGCGCAGACACGGAAACUAAAUUUGAAGCAGGUCUUAAUUUGACCGAGUUGAUGCGCGAGAUAUCAUCGAGUGGACGGACAACAGGUUUAAUGAAAUUCGACGAAAAUGGUGGGAGAACAUUUGAAAUUAAAUUUCAAGAGUAUCGGUUAAAUAAAGUAUUUGAGUCGGCAACUUGGAUCGAUGGUGCAUUGACUGUUAUGAGAACGGAAAAGGAUCGAGAGCAGUCAGUAUCACAAGCUAUUGAGCAACGGCAUUUUACUGUAACAACUAAAGUUGGUGAGCCAUGGAUCAUUCCAGUUCAAGAUGGGUCAUUGCGCGGAAUACAAAUCGAAGAUAAGAGAUACGAAGGUUACGCUGUCGAUUUAAUUUACGAAAUCGCCGAAAUUUGUAAGUUCAAAUACACAUUUCAACUCGUUCCUGAUAAACAAUUUGGCACACUAGAUGAAAACACUAAACAGUGGAACGGCAUGAUUGGGCAAUUAUUAAAUCGAGAAGCAGAUUUAGCCGUUUGUGAUUUCACGAUAACAAAAGAGCGUGAAAACGUUGUUGAUUUUACAAUGCCAUUUAUGAAUCUUGGUAUAAGUAUAUUAUAUCUUAGUCCUGAAGAUAAAGAACCCGAACUUUUUUCAUUUCUAUCUCCUUUUUCGGCGGAUGUUUGGAUUUAUAUGGCAACUGCUUAUCUCGCUGUGUCUAUGAUGCUCUUCAUACAAGCCAGAAUGGCACCAGCUGAAUGGCAUAAUCCACAUCCAUGCGUAUCGGAGCCCGAGGAACUUGAAAAUAAUUUCAGUUUUAAAAAUUGUCUAUGGGGAACCUUAGGCUCACUUAUGCAGCAGGGUUGUGACACACCUCCAACAGCUGGAUCAAUACGCACGAUUGCCGGCUUCUGGUGGUUCUUUGUUUUAAUUAUGGUAUCGUCAUACAUGGCGAAUCUGGCGGCUUUUUUGACGGCUGUUAAAAUGGGCGUGACUAUAAAUAAUAUUGAAGAACUCGCUGCACAAUCAAAAAUUAAAUAUGGGUCUUUGGGAAAGGGAUCGACUGCUGCGUUUUUCCGAGACUCGAAUGUCACGACGUACCAAAAAAUGUGGCAAACAAUGACGGACGCAAAGCCCAGCGUAUUUGUGAGCAGCAAUGCUGAGGGAGUCGAUCGUGUAUUGAAGGGAAAAUAUCUGUAUGCAUUUUUAAUGGAAUCCACGGCUAUUGAGUACGCCGCCGAGAGAGACUGUAAUUUAAUGCAAGUCGGAUCUCUAUUGGACAAUAAAGGAUACGGAAUAGCUUUACCGCCAAACUCUCCGUACCGUACAGCAUUGAGCUUAGCAAUAUUGCAGCUUCAGGAGAAAGGGACUCUAAGAGAAUUAAAAGAUAAGUGGUGGUUGAAAGACAGUAAAAAUUGUACACGCAGUGAGCCAGAUGAUGGCGCAUUGACGAUAGCACAUGUCGGUGGUGUGUUUUUGGUUCUUGGGACUGGUAUUGUUGCAUCGAUUAUUGUUAGUAUUACGGAAUUUUUAUGGAACAUACGUAAAGUUGCUGUUGAAGAAAAAAUAACUCCACAGGAAGCACUGAAGGCUGAAUUAAGAUUUGCAAUAAAUCUAUCACAAGACACUAAGCCCGUCCGAGUAUCUCAAAGUACAAGUAGAAGUACAUCAAGUGAGGGGUCAUCUGGGACGAAUAGAUUUACAAGAGCAGCGUCAGCUGCCAAAUCAUUUUUACGUCUCGAUAUUAUUGAUAAAAUUGAGUCACAAAGCAAAAAAGAAAGUACUCCUACUAGCAAAAGUAAUAAAAUAAAAGUAUAAUAAACAAAUUAUCGACUAACUAACGUGUUUACAAA
Molecule: messenger RNA, 3020 nt
Organism: Microplitis demolitor
Lineage: Eukaryota; Metazoa; Arthropoda; Insecta; Hymenoptera; Braconidae
Product: glutamate receptor ionotropic, kainate 2
Exons: 15
Coding region: 232-2985 (917 amino acids)
Biological process (GO): synaptic transmission, glutamatergic; monoatomic ion transport; modulation of chemical synaptic transmission
Cellular component (GO): postsynaptic membrane; plasma membrane
Molecular function (GO): glutamate-gated receptor activity; transmitter-gated monoatomic ion channel activity involved in regulation of postsynaptic membrane potential
Source: RefSeq, a predicted model, not a curated record